CUUCCGGUGCCGCCGGUCGGGCUGGGACGGCGGGAACGGGACCGGAAUGGGGACCGAGACAGCUGGAGAGAGACUGGGAUAGCGAGAACCGGGCUGGGACAGCUGGAGAGAGACUGGGAUAGCGGGAACCGGGCUGGGACAGCUGGAGAGAGACUGGGACAGGAGGAACGGGACCGAGACAGCUGGAGAGAGACUGGGAUAGCGGGAACCGGGCUGGGACAGCUGGAGAGAGACUGGGACAGGAGGAACCGGGCUGGGACAGCUGGAGAGAGACUGGGACAGCGGGAACCGGGCUGGGACAGCGGGAACCGGGCUGGGACAGCGGUUUCGGGGCCGGGACAGCGGGUACGGUGCUCUCUCAAGGGCCGCAGCCGUGGGACGGAGCCGCGGCCCGGAGCCCUCAGGCCGCAGCCGCCACAGCGCCCGGCGCGCACGGACACCGCUCUGAGGAGGCGCCGCUCGCCUCAGGUUCAGGCUCAGGCUCAGACAUGGCAGCGGAGAGCAGCCUCAGCACCAGCCAGGGCUCGCUGGGCAGCCUGGGCUCGCUGCGCAGCCUGACGGCGGGCGAGGUGCUGGUCCGCUCCACAGCGGUGCGCAGGGAGCAGCUCCCGGCCGGCGGCCGCGGACAGCGGGUGGCGAUCGCUGUGCAGAAGCUCCGUGCCGGGGGCUCGCCCUGCCCGGGGGAUUCGGCUGCGGACGGAGCUCCCCGCAUCAGCCCGGGAGCCUGGGCUCCGUGCGGGGCAGCGACCCCCCGGGACUCCCCCGGCGCCGCUCCAGGAGUCCUAAGCACCAAGGGAUAUCCAGAAUGUCUGCUUCCUGUUGAAAAUUCAGUGCCCAUAUUUGUAUCCCAAAUGGAUUAUCCUGGAGAAGCUGCAUCACAAGAUGAUCCUUCACUGCUGCUGGAAGAUAGCAGAGGACCUGAAGAUGAUGUUUUUAUUUCUCAAUAUGCUACUGGCCAGAAGGAGGCUUUGAGAGCAGUAUUAAUGCAAAAAACUCAGAUUGUUCCUGUUCACAAGGAGGUGAAGGUGCAGCUCUUGGGAAGUGCCUCCACAGAAAAAAGGGAAAGUGCUGGGGGUGACACCAGGUCAGCACCCAGGGAAGUUGACUCUGCAACAACCAUUGCAGCAGCCACUGCUGCUGCCAUUGCCACAGCAGCUCCACUUCUCAAGGUUCAAAAUGAUUUGGAAGCAAAAGUGAACUCAGUUUCAGAACUGCUUCAGAAAUUGCAGGAGACAGACAGGCAGCUGCAGCAAGUGUCUGAACAGCAAAAAAAUAUGAAGGCUCAACAUGAGGAUCCCCACUACCACCAGAGAGUCAGUGAGCUGGAAAAACAAAUGAAUGCUUUCAUGGUGCAACGGAUUCAGCACCUGGAAAAGCUCCAGGAGCAACAGAUGAAUAUUCAGUCCCAGCUCAUCAGCUCUGCAGUGAACAGCCGUGGCCUACAGCAGGGUCCUGUGUCCUCUGGGCCCCUGACAGGACACUGGGAGAAGCCAGAGCAGAGAUCACUCACUAACAAAGCACCUUCAUCUCACAGGGGUUUGUUCCCUACCCCUGCUGCACCUGCCCAAGUGUUCCCUGAAGCAUAUUCAAGCCAUUUUCCAAGUCAUGGGGUUCAUACACAAAAAUCUCCUCUAAAGACACCAGUUCCUCGAAGAUAUGCUCCAGAACCUGUACCCAAAAAUGGGAAAAUCUCAGAGAAAGAAAACUUUGUAGUAGAAAAAGAAAAUACUCCCAAGCCUACAAGAGAAGGUGAAGGGGAAGGCCUGGAACACGUUUUGAGUUCUCGAGAAAUACCACUGGAAGAAAUGGAAUAUCCCAAGAAGAUGCCACUGAGCGGCAGUGAAAAGGGCUGGCCUCCUGAGAGAUACAGCUACAAUUCAAUUGAGAAAACAGUGCAGAAAGCAGAUGAUUUACUUCAAGAUCUUGGCAAGUUGAGAAGAGAAAUGCACAACAUUCUACAGGGAGCAAGUUCAUGGAAAUCUGAGGUGAAAGAUCUUAUUAAGUCCAGAAAUCUUCUUCUUUCACCUGGUCGUCCUGAACAUCAUCUACCCAACAAACCAUCCAUCCUUGAGAAUGUCAAAGCACCAAGGUCUAUACUGGCAGAUGCUGAAAGGGCUUUGAGAGGAGUGCAGAACAGUAAGAAAGUCUUGGAGGAGAAUCUGGAAGCUGUUACUCGUGCAAAAGAUGGAGAUGCCUUGUACUCUUUUGGUGACUCCUCGAGUACAGACAGGGAUAUCUUGGAAGGGUUUCGUAUCCGAAGGACUGUGGAUGAGUGGAUCAAGGCAAUCAAUCAGGAAAUCCAAGAUGAAAUAACAAAAGAUAAUCCAGAUAAAGAAAAAUGUGAAGAAAAAGCCCCAUGGAACAAGAGAGCCCAAAACCUCAGGGCUAUGAAGGCCAAGGAAGAAAUUAAAGAGAGAGCUCAAAACGUCCAAAAACCAUCCUUGACAAAAAGGCCUUUAUCUGCACCCAAGCCAUUGCAGAAGCAGGUGGAAGAUACCACAAAGAAAGAGAAGUUUAGAACUUUCCUUUCUGAAAAAAAGGAGAGAAAAGAAAAAAAGGCAAAUGAAGCUGUAGGUGGAACUGCACUGGUCCAAAAGGAAGAUUAUCUGUCACAAGUUUAUGGGAAGCCCAUCUACCAGGGCCACCGUAGCACACGUACAAAAGAACCCUGCCUGAGAUUCAACUCUCCCCCUUCCAGAUCACAACCUUCCAGAUCCAAGCUGAUAGAGCCUGUUAAAGGCACAGAGGUGAAGCCAGCAAGGACCCAGACCUGCCCCCACACCCAGAAGGACACCAGCAGCCCCGUGGAGAAGCAGCCUGUGUGUGCCCUUCCCCAGCAGAAGCAGUGCCUCUUCAGCCCCAGCCAAGAUGUCCCUGCUGCCCCUCAUCCUGUGGAAGGGCACCUCAUUCCCAUUGCUAUCCCUCUAGGUAAAACACAAAGCAGCAGCACAUUACCACAGCCUGCUGGAGUGAUCUUAGAUAAACCACACCCUGUCACAGUUACAACCUGCCUUCCUCCAGAGCCCUCAAAGCUUCCAGAGGCACCAAAGUUUCCAGAGCUCCCAAAGCUUCCAGAGCCUCCAGAGCCUCCAAAGCUUCCAGAGCCACCAAAGCUUCCAGAGCCACCAAAGCUUCCAGAGCCACCAAAGCUUCCAGAGCUCCCAAAGCUUCCAGAGCCACCAAAGCUUCCAGAGCUCCCAAAGCUUCCAGAGCCCCCAAAGCUUCCAGAGCUCCCAAAGCCUCCAGUGGAGGUGAAAAAGCCAACUAUAGCUGUAAUAGAGAUGAAAUCAGAGAAAAAGGAGCCACCCCAGCUCUCUGUGCAGGUGUUACCAAGUGUUGAUAUUGACAGUGUUUCAAGUGCCAGUGGAAGUGUAAGUCACAGUCCUCCAAGCUCUGAGCCUCACCUCCCUCCUGUCAAUGCUGUAAUCCAGGCUCCAGAAGAAAUACCCGCUGAAGAGGAAGACACAAAGUUGCCAGGAACUGACUUCAUUGAGGUUACUGAUGUCACACAGGAUCAGGAAGAGGAGAAGGAUGAAAUUCCAGAACUCCAUGAGCCUCAUCUGGAGCUUAAUGGCCAGCUUAGAGCUGCCUCACCACAAUACAAUGGUCCUUUGUUUCCUCCAGUGGCUCCUGCUCCUCAGCAGUCUGCUGAUAUUUUGGAUGAACUGAUUCAAAGGAAAGAAACCAUAGAAGACAAAUUGGUAAAUUGGGUGGAACAAGAAGUAAUGGCAAAAAUUAUUGAUGAGAUGCACCCAGCUCAGAAGGAAACUGUGCCCAACAUUAGCAGCUCAGACAGUGAAAACAGUGAGGUUGUAAGCCCUGGCACUGUUGAAGUUGCAGGUGGUGGAGGAUUUCAGCUCUUUGUCAGUGCUGGUGUCCCUGUGGACUCAGAAAUGAUAAAUAAUUUUGUAAAGGAAGCUCUCAGUGAAACCAUUGCAACCAUGCUGGGUGACAGUAAGGCUCAGAGAACAGUUCCUGAUCCAAGUGUUCCCUCCAGCACAAUCACAGUGAUGGAAAUUUCUAUGCCUACUCCAGUGCCAACACCCCUGGCCACACCACCACCAACACCACCUUCAGAAAAAAAAUUGCCUCAGGUCAAAACUCCAGCUUUGUCUCCAUCUCCUCCAGAGAUGAGUGAGGAUGUUCAUGGACAUGAAAAAAUUAAAGAAAUAGGAGUUGAGAUUGCAGCUGCCCUGCGCCCUGUGGCCACCCCUGUGGCCACCCCUGUGGCCACCCCUGUCAACACACCUCCCCCAGUUCCCACACCAAGCCCUCCUGGCUCAGAAUGGAACUCCCCAGCUAAAAAAAGGGCAAGUCCAAAGCUUUCAAACCCGUGGAAUGGUUCAGAGCUUCCUCUGGAAGAAGAGAACCCCAGUCCUUUCCUUGAAGAGCCAUUCCGUCCUAGGACUGUGGAGAUGUCAGUGGCCAUUGAUGAGGAACCAGAGGCCUUGGUUUUGCCACCUCAGCAGCUGCCAGUGAGGCCCUUUGAGCCCCUUCCCUGCAGUGGCCUGGUGCCAUCACCUGUGCCCACGCUCAGCUCCGUGGUGUCCACGCAGGAGAGCAGCCUGACCCUCACAGAGACUGACACCACAGACAGACCCAUCUCAGAGGGGGAGGUGCUCUUCACCUAUGGGCAGCCACUGCCUGCAGCAGCCUUAGCAGGAAGAGGAUUGUCUCUUCCAAACCUCACUGAGAGCUUAUCCAGUACUCUCCAAGAUGCCAAUGAAAUGGAUUAUGAUCCUCCAAGUGAAGGGCAGGUGCUGAGAAGAAUGGAUAAAGGCUGUCACGGGGAUCCUGUCCUGACACUUUUAAACAAAUUAAAUCAAGCACUUGUUUUUGUACGGGAAGAAAUUGACCACUUGGAGGAUUCUGAUGGCAGCAUUGGGCAGCUCAGUGAAGGUCAGAGACCAAGGCUGGCCAGAGCACAGGAGAGAAUCCUGAUGGGAAAUCCCAUUUUUAUGGAGCAUCCAUCUGCUCAGAUCUCUGGGAACAGACCACGUCAGAGUCUCCGUUCUGCAUCUCCAGGGCAGCUUGCCCACAUUGAAGAAGUGCUUGGAGAUGCAGAUGUAAGUCCUAGUCCAAUGCUUUUGACUGAACUGGAGUCACAGCCAGGUUCAAUUCCUGCUCUGCCAGCAACCCAGCCAAGCUGCAGAAUUAUACCUCUCUCAGAGGAUCUCUCUCAGGAGGAAAUCCAAGGUGCUGUACCCAUUCCAACUAUCACACCCCGAGUUAUCUUUGUGAUAAAAUCUGAAGAGAUGGAACCAGAAGGUUGUGUUCCUGUACAAAGCCCGUCCUCUGGUCUGAACCCAGCAGCAGGGAUUUUCACUGAAAUUCCAGCACCAGGAGAGGAUGCUGCCCCUCAUCUGAAUCCACAUCUUCCUGCAGAAGGUGUGUCAGUGCAGCUGCCUGGCACAAACACAGAUAAUGAAACCCAGAGUCUGAGCAGUGCACAUGGAGAUUUGGAUUCUUCAGGGACAGACACAUUUUAAAGCUUAGGGCUGUUUAUGAUGGUCUCUGUCUGAAGAUGUUGUCAGUCUGUCUAGUGUGAUAGUCUGGCUGUUCCAUCAAAAUAACAGUCUUUCAGUACUGUUUAUUUUCUACUGUUUUUCUUAUAAUUUUGCUAUUAUUUAAAAUUAUUCUAUCUGUGAAUAUAUCAAUUAUUUUUAAGCAAAUAAAAUGCAGCUUUUUCAGAAUCAUCCUAAAUUGAAGUCUGUAAAGGCCUUUUAAAUAUUUAUUGUAUUACAGGUGAAUGUGAAGG
This is a messenger RNA of Oenanthe melanoleuca, 5758 nucleotides long. Its product is annotated as KIAA0586 ortholog. Bases 489 to 5489 code for a protein of 1666 amino acids. NCBI's taxonomy places the organism in Eukaryota, Metazoa, Chordata, Aves, Passeriformes, Muscicapidae. The record is from RefSeq and is a predicted model, not a curated record. Gene Ontology annotation, cellular component: centriole; ciliary basal body. Gene Ontology annotation, biological process: smoothened signaling pathway. The transcript has 32 exons.